Molecule: messenger RNA, 2798 nt
Organism: Eucalyptus grandis
Lineage: Eukaryota; Viridiplantae; Streptophyta; Magnoliopsida; Myrtales; Myrtaceae
Product: protein ACCUMULATION AND REPLICATION OF CHLOROPLASTS 3
Exons: 16
Coding region: 130-2493 (787 amino acids)
Biological process (GO): chloroplast fission
Cellular component (GO): cytosol; extrinsic component of plastid membrane; chloroplast outer membrane
Source: RefSeq, a predicted model, not a curated record
GAAAAGAUAUCAACAAAGACAGUUCAGCUCUGAGCAAAAGAGACGAACCACUCCUUCCGCUUCCGCUUCGCACCAAAGGUCGGAUCUUUCGCCUGAAGGGACCCGACCCGGAAGCCGCAUUGUCCGGCCAUGUCCCGCUCGCUGCGCCUCCCCCUCGACCCCGCCACGACCCGCCGAGCCGCUUCGCCUCGCCCCUCGCUCCGUCGUCUGCCACCCCAUUCCCUCGCCUUCCCUCCGUUCCCUCGCCGUCGACGCGGGUAUUCAGGGGAGCGGCGCGAGGUUUCCGGUGCCGGCGUCGCGCCGUUCUGGGUUCGGGUUAGAUUGAGCGGGGAGCGUGUUGGGGACGAGGAGGAGGUGGGCGACGGCGGCGGCGGCGAUGCCCGGUUCGUGGAGGUGAUUGGCGUUGGCAGCCGGAAGGACGCCGUUCUUGAUUUCUGCCUGGACUCGCCUUUUGGAUUCGAAUCCGUGCGUUUCUGGAAUAUUAUAAGGAAUGAUCCAACGAAGGUGCAACUACAGCAGCGGAUGCUUGACAAAGAUGCUUCUCCCAGUCUUGUGGAAGCUCCACAUAUCAUGCAGUCUUCUCCAAAGGCUAUAAUUCUUGUUGCUAGUGCAGGAUAUGGCUCGGAUCAUACUAUAGCCUGGGAUAUUCUGAGACAAGUCAAAUCAGCAAAUGGAUUUGCAGUUGCUGUUUUCCUGAAACCUUUCAGCUUUGAAGGAAGAAGGCGGCAAGAUGAGGUCAAAGAUUUGGUUGACAAACUUAAAGAGCUUACAACUUUUAGCAUAAAUAUUGACACUGACCUGCUCCUGCAAAAAGAUUUGGUUACGCUUGAUGAGGCUGUGAGAACGGCAAAUAAUGCAGUUCUCUUGGCUAUAAAUGCCAUCUCUAUUCUUACAUCUGAUGUCCACAAGAAGCAUUUAGACUUGACGCAGAACAGUAUGAAAGAACUGAAUAUUACUGAGGUCAUGAAAGUCCUGGAAAGAUGCAAAGAAGGAAAGAUUGGAUUUGGUAGUGGUUACAACAUUAAAAUGUCAAUUUUGCAAGCGAUAUAUGAUUGCCCAUUUCUUAGUCGUGGUUUCAAGGAUUUUAAUGGGAUGGUCAUAUGCAUCCUAACCAGUUCAGCUGGCAACCAACUCAAUCUAAAAGCCUUUCUAGAAACUUUUCGUCAAGUUACAGGAUACCAAAAGGAAGUUAUUGUUUCUGUGGUUCAGGAGCCUACUUUGGAGGCGAACGUGCUGGUAACAACAGUUGUUACUGUAGGUCAUGGAGAUCGGAACCCUCGGAAGAGCAGCAUACUGUCCAGACUAGCUCAAAGUUUCCCUUUUGUCUUCAAUCUUUUUGGAAAGCAACAACCACAAUUAAACGGAGGUCAGGGGAAAGGUUCAUUUGAAACUACAGAUCCUUCUCAAGUGACAAAUGUGCUAGACUUAGAUGACGAGCAAAGUGGUGUAGCUGUAAAUGGUAGAGGACAAGGAUCUGUGCUUGAUUCUGGAGAGCCUGAAUCAUCCGCCAAAAUAGAAAACAAUGAAAUCCAUUCAUCCAGAAGAUAUGAACAAGACGAAUUUCAAUUCUCAGAGAGCAAUGCAGAGUUGCAAAUUUUGGAUGGUCAACUUCCUGAAGGAAGUCCAUCCUUUCAAAGAGAGCCACUCAACUCUUGGAACUUCACACCUGGAUAUGAGGUGGCUCAGGAGUGGGCAAGAGAAAGGGCACAUGACUCUUCAAGUUCAAAGCUCAAUACCAUGAGCAUCUUUCAGCUUCCAGUUGGUGUAAAGCCUUCAAAUGAGCUGAAAGACAAUCAGAAUAUUGCAAAUUCAGUGCAAAAUGGAAUUCAGGAAAUUGAUAAUGUUGUGGAAGCCCAACCAAUUGAUGAUUCAAGUGCAUCUUCUUGGAGUGGGUUGGCUGAUGUAGGGUUUGGAGCAGUGAAGGAUUUUGCGUCAACGUUGAUACAGGGAAAACGUCCAGAUGUUCACCAGAAACAAGGAAAUCUUUCUGCUCGUGCAGCGUCGAUGUUGGAAGCUGAACGAUAUUCUCAAAAAACAUGGAAUCCUAACGUGGAGAUGAAAUAUAGAGGAGGUACCUACCGAGGACGAUGCCAGGGUGGUCUUCCUGAAGGAAAGGGCCGUCUGGUUCUCAGUGAUGGAAGCAUAUAUGAUGGUAUGUGGCGCUAUGGUAAGAGGUCUGGUUCUGGUACGUAUUGCUUCAGCAAUGGGGAUGUGUUCCAGGGAUCCUGGAGGGACGAUGUAAUGCAUGGAAAGGGGUGGUUUUAUUUUCACACCGGCGACCGAUGGUUUGCAAACUUUUGGAAGGGAAAGGCCAAUGGCGAAGGGCGCUUCUACACAAAAUCUGGUGAUGUUUGGUUUGGCCAGUUUGAAGAUGGAUGGCGACAUGGCCGUUUCCUGUGCAUUGUAGUUAAUGGAGACAGGUACGUUGAGAUCUGGGACCACGGUGUUCUGCUAAGCCGUGAGCAAUUAGAUUCCGAAAAUGAUGCUUUAUAGAGACGUGGGGAGCAGGAAGCGAGCAUGAAUUAAGGGAAAGUACUCGCAGCUGAAGCAGACCAAGACUUUCGGUUUGCUGUUUGGACAAGGAUCGAUGUCACAAGUUGGGGUCGAUGACAUAAGUUCAGCUCUUCCGUGACAUUUUCUCUUUAUCGAUCUCGUGUAGAGCAUGGAUUAUGACUGCCUCUGUUUAUUGAUAGAUGUAUUAAAGGGCGACUGAUGACCUGUACAAAAGUGACAACCGGCCGCCUGUACACUCAGAUAUCACAGCUGAAUUCAAGUUCCCCAAUACCCUUUCCCAUCGA